AUGGAGAUAGCCUUGGUGACUUUGGAGAACGGAGGCGCGAAUGGAAGCGCGGGAGAAAGCGCGGAAAUCUGCCGUGGCGCACCGAGGGGAAGCCAGGAGAAGCGCGUAAAAGAGCUGAACACCGAGCCGUGGAGGAUGAACGACAUGAGUGAUACGUUCAGCUGCGCGGAUAGGAUGCCUCAUAUGUUUGAUGAGGACCUGUCAGACGUGGUGGACUUGGUGGAAAACAUGGAGCAUGAUGGGAGCAACGAGAGGGUGCUUAUCAAUAUUGCUGGAUUAAGGUAUGAGACCCAGUUGGGGACACUUAACCAAUUUCCGGAUACUUUACUUGGAGAUCCGGAUAAGCGCAUCAAGUAUUUCGACCCGCUCCGGAAUGAAUACUUUUUUGACCGGAACCGCCCGAGCUUUGAUGGCAUUUUGUACUUCUACCAAUCAGGUGGAAAGAUCAGACGUCCAGUGAACGUCUCCAUCGACGUCUUCGCUGAUGAGAUCCGGUUUUACCAGCUCGGUGAAGAAGCCAUGGAGCGUUUCCGUGAAGAUGAGGGCUUCAUUAAGGAAGAAGAGAAACCUUUACCACAGAACGAGUUUCAGAAGCAAGUCUGGCUCAUAUUUGAGUACCCUGAAAGUUCAAAUCCAGCUCGAGGCAUCGCCAUAGUUUCUGUAAUCGUCAUCACUAUAUCGAUAAUCACCUUCUGCCUGGAGACGUUACCAGAGUUUAGGGACGAAAGGGAACUCCAGGCGGCAACCAGAACAAGCCUCAAUGCCACCUUACAUUCUCGGCCGUCGCUCACUUUCUCAGAUCCUUUCUUCAUUAUCGAGACCACUUGUGUCAUCUGGUUCACCUUUGAACUCAUUGUGAGGUUCUUCGCCUGCCCCAGCAAGUCUGAAUUCUCCAAAACAGUCAUGAACAUCAUUGAUAUCAUGUCCAUUAUGCCUUAUUUUAUCACGCUGGGGACAGAACUGGUGGAGCAACAGCAUGGACAGGAACACGACAAUGGGCCACAACAGCAGCAAGCGAUGUCGCUGGCCAUCUUAAGAGUCAUAAGACUAGUCAGGGUGUUCCGCAUCUUCAAACUCUCUCGGCACUCAAAAGGCCUUCAGAUUUUGGGUCAAACUUUAAAAGCUAGCAUGAGAGAACUUGGCCUGCUAAUUUUCUUUCUUUUUAUUGGAGUAAUCCUCUUCUCCAGUGCGGUCUUCUUCGCUGAGGCAGAUGAACCAGAGUCCCAUUUCUCCAGCAUCCCUGACGCCUUCUGGUGGGCCGUUGUUACAAUGACCACCGUCGGCUACGGAGACAUGAGGCCUAUAACAGUCGGGGGUAAGAUUGUGGGUUCGUUAUGUGCCAUCGCUGGUGUCCUGACUAUCGCGCUGCCUGUUCCAGUGAUCGUAUCCAACUUUAACUACUUCUACCAUCGAGAGACAGACCAGGACCAGGCCUCGCUCAAGGAUGAGCCCAACAGCGAUGUCCAAGGCUGCAGCAGGUCAUCUCUUAAACCGUCAGAAGAUGUGGAAGGUCAGGAAACACCCAUUGGAAAGGCUAACAUCAAAGCGAACAGCAAUACAGACAUCAAACAAUCCAUUUAUGCUUUUUGUUUGGACACAAGGGAAACAGACCUGUAG
Messenger RNA from Trichomycterus rosablanca, 1617 nucleotides. Its product is annotated as potassium voltage-gated channel subfamily A member 5. Gene Ontology annotation, molecular function: protein binding; delayed rectifier potassium channel activity. Gene Ontology annotation, cellular component: intercalated disc; voltage-gated potassium channel complex; membrane. The record is from RefSeq and is a predicted model, not a curated record. The transcript has a single exon. NCBI's taxonomy places the organism in Eukaryota, Metazoa, Chordata, Actinopteri, Siluriformes, Trichomycteridae. Gene Ontology annotation, biological process: potassium ion transmembrane transport; protein homooligomerization. The coding region runs from base 1 to 1617 and encodes 538 amino acids.